GUGAUCAAUAUACUCGGAUUGAUCAUUUGUUUUACAGCUACGAUCGGGAUGGUUGGUGCAUUCUGCCAAGACCGACAAGCAAUUCACAUCCUUUACACUACGAUUGUCAUUAUCGCUUUAAUAUACCAAAUUUCCGUUGCAGUGGUAGUCUAUGACCAGGCUGCCCAUACAACAACAUGGCUCAGCGAGACAUGGUCUGAGGCAACGCAGGAAUACAGAGAAUAUGCGGAAAAUAAGUUCACAUGUUGUGGAUUCUCUCAUGCUUACGACCAUCCUGUCCCGACCACAACUUGCCAGCCCGACGAUAUCGUCAACUCUGCACCCCCAUGCUAUCAUCCACUGACACGGUUCAUGCAACACAACCUUCAAAUCAUUUACAUCAUUCUAUUCGCCGCAAUCAGUAUCGAGAUUCUCGCCCUGUGCAAUGCUGUCACCUUACUCUGUGCACGCUAUGUCGGACCCACCUCCGUUGCGGACGAAUCUGCUGCAUCCAGAACGCCACCCCGACGCCGAUGGAUGACAAAGCCCGCCGAAGUUAAUCCUGCAGAGAUCAUCCCGAUGGGUUCUAUGGACGACCACGAUAAAGACAAGUACCAACAAAAGAAAAUGAUUGAUUCUGUGCUUUCAGUCAACACAGAUGAAAGACAGUAUAGGCAAUACUAG
Zychaea mexicana is the source of this 663-nucleotide messenger RNA. RefSeq names its product Tetraspanin family-domain-containing protein. The record is from RefSeq and is a predicted model, not a curated record. Lineage: Eukaryota; Fungi; Mucoromycota; Mucoromycetes; Mucorales; Lichtheimiaceae. Gene Ontology annotation, cellular component: membrane. The annotation marks the transcript as partial. The transcript is spliced from 2 exons.